AUGGCACCACAAACAAGAGUUGAAUUUGUUAUUUUAAAAUUAUCAUAUUACCCAUCUCUCCAUCCUCAAUGUCCUAAAAUGAAAAUGUGUCGCAAGAGGCGUUCACCAAGUGGCUCCAUGCCUCAAGUUAGCGAAUGGUUUGAUCGCAUAAUGACUAAAGAGAAAUCCAGUAUACCCUCCACCGUGAAGGUACGUUAUUGCGAGUGGAAUAUUGCAUCGGGUAAUGCAAAUUUAUUUACGAUAAAUGGUUAUCGUUUUAAUCAAAUACUUUUAAUAUUGGGCGAAGAAACCAUACAUUGGGUGUACUAUCGAAAUAUGAGCCAGUAUAGGCGUGUCGAAGGUUAUUGUCCUUUAUCUGUAAAUUAUUGCAGCUGCUGUUUCAACAAUCAGUACUUGAAAAUUAUGGAAUCCGUUAAGAGCUGCCUGAUGAAACAUGACAUAGACCUUAAUUAA
This is a messenger RNA of Calliphora vicina (urban bluebottle blowfly), 453 nucleotides long. RefSeq lists its product as uncharacterized. The transcript has 3 exons. Lineage: Eukaryota; Metazoa; Arthropoda; Insecta; Diptera; Calliphoridae. Bases 1 to 453 code for a protein of 150 amino acids. The record is from RefSeq and is a predicted model, not a curated record.